This is a messenger RNA of Aureobasidium musti, 1989 nucleotides long. The record is from the annotation of a GenBank genome assembly. Lineage: Eukaryota; Fungi; Ascomycota; Dothideomycetes; Dothideales; Saccotheciaceae.
AUGCUUCCGUCAUGCCGCAAAGGCGCCUUCAUCGCUGCCCUAUCACGACCUGCCUACCGUAGCAGAGUGCCGUAUAGAUUAUCGCCUUCAUGGACUCGAGGGCCAGUCACCAAACAGAUACAGAGACAACAAUCGCAGUUUCAACCUCUAGUUCCGCCAUCGCCUGAAUCGCUAGGGAGACCUGUCGCAGCCAAGCAGUACCGUCGAACAAGAGCCAUCCUCAAACGAUUGAUUCAGUUGGGACUUCUCUCAGCCACUGUCCUCGCAAUCGACAGCUACUUCUUCGAUGCCGUCGUUACACGCUCUGCCCGUACAUUCAAAACCGGUCUCGUUGUUGCCCUCGACUACAAGAUCAACUUCCGCGCAAAUCCUCCUUUCGCCGAUUCGGUUGCCGAUGUCCACCACCGCAGUGCUGAACGCCUCUUCCACCUUCUUCGCAACAAUGGCGGUCUCUACCUCAAGAUUGGUCAAGCUAUCGCUAUGCAGAGUGCCAUCUUGCCUCCAGAGUUCCAGAAAAUGUUCGCUUCUAUGUUCGACGAUGCUCCUCAGAACUCUUGGGAGGAUGUGAGACAGGUCAUUAGGGAAGACUUUGGANAAGAUGUCGAGGAAGUUUUCGGCGUGAGCUUUGACGGAGCACAAGACAAAGGUAUCAUGGAGAGAACAGCGAGGGCAAGCGCCAGUGUCGCUCAAGUCCACUGGGCUCGCCUGCCUGACGGAAGAGAAGUUGCCAUCAAGAUCCAGAAGCGAGAGAUCGAAAGACAAGUCGACUGGGACCUUUGGACUUUCAAAGUUGUCACUAAGAUAUACACAUGGUGGUUCGACAUUCCUCUCUACACUCUGGUACCCUACAUUUCCGAGCGCCUGAUGCUGGAGACCGACUUCGUCAACGAAGCCAACAACGCCAACGAAAUGCGUGACCUCGUCCAGAACGAGCCACGUCUCCGUGGUAAGGUCUACAUUCCGAAGGUCUACCGUGAACUCAGCUCAAGGCGUGUCAUGACUGCAGAGUGGAUCGAGGGUGUACGACUCUGGGACAAAGAAGGAAUUGAAGCAACAUGGCACGGUGGCUGGCGUAAAGGUAGCCCCGGUGCUGGCGGCGAGCUUCUUCCUCCUCCUGCGAACGUCCAACCAUCAAAAGACCCCAAUAACGAGAAACUGAAGCCUAGCCGCGAUGAGUGGCGCGGUGCAACUGGUAAGGGCGGCCUGGGUCUUAAUUACAAGCCCGUCAUGGAAACCAUGGUUUCUCUCUUUUCUGCGCAAAUGUUCCUUUGGGGUCUCGUCCACUGUGAUCCUCAUCCAGGCAACAUCUUCAUUCGCCGUCUUCCCAACGGCAAGCCUGAACUCGUCCUUAUCGACCAUGGUCUAUACAUCCGCAUGUCCCCUGAAUUCCGCCACGACUACGCCUUGUUUUGGAAGUCCCUCAUGACCUUUGACAACGCCACCAUCGGCCGCAUCGUCAAGGGCUGGGGCAUCAACUCGCCUGACCUCUUCGCCUCGGCAACUUUGAUGCGUCCAUACACUGGUGGCGACAACAGCACGAGCGAAAGCAUUAGGAAGCUCACCAAAGCAGAGCAGAAACAGCGUGCCUACGAGAUGCAAAUGCAAAUGCGCAAUGGCAUCCGUCAGAUUCUUGGUGAUGAGAAGAAGUGGCCGCAGGAACUUAUCUUCAUCGGCCGCAAUCUGCGUAUUGUUCAGGGCAACAACCAGUUCUUGGGAUCGCCUGUGAACCGCGUUAAGAUUACUGGCUUGUGGGCUUCCAGGGCGCUGACCGAACAACCCCAUCUCACCAUCUCUCAGCGCUGGAAGUACUAUGCCAAUCAUCUAGUGUUUAGAGCCGUGCUGGUAGGCACAGAUGUGUGGUUCUGGUAUGCCAAGAUCAAGCAGUGGCUGGGAUUGGGCAAAGGCAUGGAUGCAGAUAUCGAAGAGCAGAUGAGAGCAGUUGCUGGAGACAUGGGCAUUGAGCUGAACCAUGGCAUCUUUGAAGGUUAA